Messenger RNA from Sinocyclocheilus grahami, 985 nucleotides. RefSeq names its product myoD family inhibitor. The record is from RefSeq and is a predicted model, not a curated record. The transcript has 5 exons. Lineage: Eukaryota; Metazoa; Chordata; Actinopteri; Cypriniformes; Cyprinidae. Bases 132 to 875 code for a protein of 247 amino acids.
UGUCAGCAGAGCAGAUGCAGCUCGCGCUCGCAGACGAACAACACGCCUUCGUUCUGAAUUAAAGUGAAUUAAAACGUCCUCGGUACAAGACUGGAGUUAUUCGAGUUAAGAGUUAGAGUCAAGCGUCUCAAAUGGAGACAGAAGCCAUGGAUGUCCAACAGCAGGACGGAGGGCAGGUCGUGCCCCCGGAGAAUCAUGUCCACACAACACAACCACAGGCCACCGGCAAACCUGACGUCACAGGUCCUGUCCCAGCUGAGAUUGUUGACAGUGGAAGCAACGAGUCCCUGACAGACGGUGUCACAACCAACGACGAUGCUUUACUGCUUCCUGACCACAUACCUACAAUUUCACGCAAAAUAGAGAAAGGCAAUGUGAAGCCCAGUAUUCCCAGUGGCUCCUCUCCUCCAGUCAAUGGGCCUGCUAUCAUCCGUACACCACCGGCUUCUUCAUCAGGAGGAUCGAUGCCUCGCCCGACAACACAACAGAAAUGCAACGGGCAUGCAAAGUGCAAUGGACACAAACACCCUCACAGAAAACACACACCCUCCACCUCCAAGAGCCAGCAGAGCUUUAAGGGUGAUGCCUCACAGAUACAGAGAGUAGCUGGAGAUGACUGCUGUGCGCACUGCAUACUAGGCUGUCUGUUCUGCGAGGUGCUGUCGUGGUGUUCGGCCGUUGCUCGGUGUUUGGCCUGCGGUCUGGAGUGUGACGCUCUCUGCUGCUGUGGGGAAGUGGCCACCGGAGGUCUGGCGUGCUGUGCUGAGGACACCUGCUCUGCCCUGCUGGACUGUGGGAUACUGGAGGACUGUUGCCAGUCUUCAGACUGUCUGGAGAUCUGUUUGGAAUGCUGCUCCAUCUGUUUCCCUGCCUAACAAGGAUUCUCAACAGACUGAUAUCAACUGCUCAAAAGACUGUAAGCGUUGGGUAUAUAUCAUAUUGUUAUCCCGCAUUUUGUAUUUAUUUAGUAUGAAACUGUUCUGUA